Hypoxylon trugodes is the source of this 1101-nucleotide messenger RNA. RefSeq lists its product as uncharacterized. Bases 1 to 1101 code for a protein of 366 amino acids. Gene Ontology annotation, molecular function: DNA-binding transcription factor activity, RNA polymerase II-specific; zinc ion binding. The record is from RefSeq and is a predicted model, not a curated record. Lineage: Eukaryota; Fungi; Ascomycota; Sordariomycetes; Xylariales; Hypoxylaceae. Gene Ontology annotation, biological process: regulation of DNA-templated transcription. The transcript has 3 exons.
AUGGAAAGUGGGAUGCCAACGCCUCCCGUAGAGGACAAUAUGAAAACAUCCACAUCGUCGUCGUCGAGGAGGAAUACAGCUUCUGGUAACAAAUCAGUUAAGCCGAUACAUCGACCUGGGAAGCGAGCGUCCAAUCACAUCACGCAUUCUCCUACUCAUGAUCACCCACCACCCCUCUCACCCCAUGCUAUGGAUAACAGGCAUAAGAGAGUAUGGAAAGCUUGUGAGAGGUGUAGGAUGAAGAAGACAAAGUGUGAUGGAGAGUUUCCAUGCAAGAGGUGUAAGGAUGACGGAUUAGUAUGCACAGCUGGAACACGAAAGAAGACCGAAUACAAGCAAUUGCCUAGAGGAUAUGCCGAAGUAUUAGAAAACACUCAAUUCGCACUGAUAGCCACCGUCCACAAGCUAUAUGCCAUGGUCAGGAAUGGCCAAUCGUGGGACCUAGGAGAGCCAGAGCUUAACGAUAGGGGGCAACCGGUUAUUCACAACAUCGCAACGAAGCUCGGGUGCAUACGACCCAAUGCGGACGCCGAUCUACCACCUCACUCAAUAUUCCCCGAAGACGAAGCUGGCCUCGCAAAGCUAGCAGCUGAAUUAGAUGUUCAACAAAGAGAAAGAGAUAGGGAAGCGCAUGCUACGGAACAUCGAUCGGAGACCGAGUCCAAUUGCACGAGGACAGACCGCGCAAGCUCAUCGGAGCUUGACCACUCAGAUUUUGAGCAAGAUUAUAGGAAAGUCUUAGGUGGCCAAAACAUGCAAACCAUGUCGCCGCAAAGCUUCACGUCUUACGAUUUAGAUUCGAAAGCCAUGCAGCCCGAAAUGGAUUCCUCGAGGGGUUUAUUCGCCGUCCAAUCGCCCUCAGCCCCCACGUCAUUCCCGACUUGGAAUAUGAGCAGGCCAAGCUCCAUGGACAUACCACCACAGUUCAUGCAAGGGAUGGAUAUGGAUAUGGCCGAGAUGAUGCUAAGCCAAGGACUUGUCGGAUCGGAAUUUGGAACAAUCAAGCCGCAUAUGAUCCAAUGCGCAAAUCCUGAAGUCAUGUUGGGAGUCGGAGAUCCGAUGAUCUACUCUGGUUACAAUAUGGAGUCCUUACGAUCUUAA